AAAAUGUAGUCAACAGUGUGUUAAAGUGCUUGUUCUUUUCCUUCGACAAAAUAUUAAACAUAUUUCUGUUAUGUGUGAUUCACAAACAUUUUUGACAGGUGUGUAGAAUUUUAGUGUAAUUGAUUUCGUUAUCAAAAGUGCCCGUGUUAUGCGGUCCAAGAGAAAGGAUUUUUGGAAUCCUUGAAUGAAAAAAAAUAUAACGCGAAUGCGUGCUGCUAGGAUGCGGUUCUCAAUCCGUGAGGCCGCUGCAAGACUGACAUAGGCGAUAAAGAUAACUAAGAUAAAGAAAUACAGAAAACAAACAUUCCUGCCCGCAGACCGGGUUAGCGCAAUUAUAAGAGAAUAAUAAAUACACUGAGCAAUUCAGAAGACAAACAAGAAAGAUGAUGACCAAAGAAAAAAGACAUUCGUUGAGACUGCAACAAUUAUUUUGUUUAGUUAUUCUGCUUUUUAUAAAUCGGACGCAUGGCGCCAGCAGUAGAGAUAUGAAUCCAAGUUCUUAUUGUACAUUCCCAUCACAUUGGUCAGGCAGUUGGUUUCAAUCAGGAGUUCAGACUUCAGUAGAAAUUAACACAACACAUAUUCUGCAAAAAGGUUCCUGCGUCGAAUCUGAUUCUCGUGGCAAAUUUUUGCUCCAUGAUAGAGAAGAAUCGUGUUAUAGAUGUCUCGUUUUGUAUGAAAUGCACCCAACAGUAUUACAGUAUAAGGAAUCAUAUUGCGUUUCUAGGGCGAGUCUGGAUGACAUCUGUGGCGAUAUGGUGGGUGAUGCCCCUUUAUAUUCAAUGUUCCGGACGCACCCGCCUCCUGUACCUGUACCAUGCCCUUUCAGAGGAGCACCUUUUGCUUUUUCCUAUAAUAAGGGAAGUGGCGAAUGCGCUCAGCCCAUAUCAAGGGCAGAAUCUUGCACACAAGAAUCGAGGCUUUUGCUCAAGUAUCAAGCAUGUCCUGAUGUUCAUAACACUGAAAGCCAUGUUGAGGAGUUGGUAUGUUUAGCAUCAUUCAAAGAAGGCUCCAUUAAAUACCUUGUUGGCAAAAUUACUCAAGUUAACCGCAGAAUUGAUACUAGCACUCAUGAAGAAACUUACAGGUGUUUUGUUUACAAGAAAAGUCAUAGCAUGGGAAGAGUGACGUACGAAAUUGCUCAAUCAGCUGAUGCUACUUGCAACGGAUUGACAAGUAUGCAAAAUAUAAUUGAAGGGUCCAAAACUAUGAGACUGACCUCAGUGGACAACCAGCAUAAUCGUUGCAGAUUUCCCUCAUGGAUCACAGAUCAUCAUAAAUGGUACAGUCUGGACCAUUCCAGAGUGUAUCACUUUUCUCAUAAAAAUGCAACACUUAGGAUAUCUGAUUCAAAUAAUGAUCAGUUACAACAAUCGGGAAGCAUUGUCUCAGAUCCUUCUUCAUUAUCAGCAACCAACAACGGUGUGAGAGAAAUGAGAUUGGUAUGUCAUGCUAUUUUGCAAGCUGUGGAUAAUAAUCGGGUUCAGAUCAUUGCACAUGUAACAGAGGGAUGUAAUUCUGGGCACAUAUGCAUGGCAUUUGCUCGAAGAGAUACUGGUGUGAUAGAACUACAACAAUCAGAAACUGUUCGAGACCAUUCUGAUGAUGCUUGUCAUGAUUUCCACACUUCAAGAAUAAGACAUCAAACUCUCAUAACAUCAACCUUGCAGCCAAGACCUUGUCCGCAUGCAGGGAAAUAUUAUGUCCGGAACGAAAUGGUUUCAACUCGGAAGAAGAGACAGAAACCAGGUGCUGAAGAUUCCGUUAGCUCAAAUCCAUCACAGACUUCAAAUAAUGGAGCUGGUGGAGGUUCUGGCGCAGCGGUUGGAUCAACUGCAGAAGAAUGUUCUGAAUCUUCACGAAUGGUGCACUCAUUGGAAAUGGGGUGCUCAGCCACCAGCAAUGAAAUGCUAGUGUUUAGAUCGCAGUGCUCGGAUACAGCUUAUACCUGUCAUGGAAGUUGGCACGAAGCAGGUGUGAAUUAUUUAAUUGCUGCUCCGAUCUCACGAAAAUCGAAUGAUGUUCGUCGAUACUGCUUUGCAUAUACGCAUACUCAUGCUAAUGGUUCCAGCACAUCUCCAACAUCAGCAUUUCAGCAGCAACAAAUCAGCUUCAGUGGAAACUACCAGCAAUCUCAAUCUCAGUCUCGAUUGCAACCUCAGUCCAGCCAGUCUACUAGUUCUCGUCCUGGUGGAGUAGCCAUGAAGCUUUCUUUGUUGGCUGAGACUUGUCAUCGGGACGUCGAACUUGGCUCUCAGGGAGAGAGAGCUUAUAAUUUGACUGGGAAUGGCACAUGUGCAGAUCAUUCGAGCGCAACAAGGUGCUCUUCACACUUUGUCUCCAUGCUGUGUUUUGUUUUGCUUUGUGUCAUGUAUCAAAUAACAAGGUGAUAAAUUUACUUAUAAAAUUCAGUGAAGUGAACAACUAGAUUUUGUAUUCAAUUGCUAGACAAGUAAAGACAUGUAUGUGAUGUGUAUACGUAUUUCAAAUUGUUAGUAUGAUUCACAC
Ctenocephalides felis (cat flea) is the source of this 2508-nucleotide messenger RNA. RefSeq lists its product as uncharacterized. NCBI's taxonomy places the organism in Eukaryota, Metazoa, Arthropoda, Insecta, Siphonaptera, Pulicidae. The coding region runs from base 384 to 2390 and encodes 668 amino acids. The transcript has 17 exons. The record is from RefSeq and is a predicted model, not a curated record.